Molecule: messenger RNA, 2223 nt
Organism: Hyalella azteca
Lineage: Eukaryota; Metazoa; Arthropoda; Malacostraca; Amphipoda; Hyalellidae
Product: uridylate-specific endoribonuclease B
Molecular function (GO): RNA endonuclease activity
Source: RefSeq, a predicted model, not a curated record
AAACUUCACCUGGAAUGGCACCUGCCACAACAGGUGCGGCGAUGACAGGUUGGCUGGUGGCUGCAGGUGUGAUGUGGCCUGCACUUCUGACACCUGUUGCAGUGACUACGUGAGUGCGUGCUUUUCAUGCGAGAACCGAUGCACGCAAUCCGUGCGUGUCGGCGCUCCGUGUCAGUGCGAUUCAAGAUGCGGUGGCAGUCUUCGUGCACCUGACUGCUGCACGGACUACACAGCUGCAUGCACAGGUAGACAGAAAACUGUCAGCUUUGUGUCUGACGGUGACAUCAGGCAGUUGACGGAGGAACUAGCAGACUUAGAUGUCAACAACGUCGCCAAGUUCAUCACAGUCAACAUCCAGCGUCGAACUACGAUGCACGACCGAGAUGAUGUCUCUGCUUUACCACUUUUCAACUAUGUUGCUUCUGAUGCUUUUAAGCCCGAAACCAUCAGACGCUUCGAGGCCCUGACGGACAAUUAUUUUUUGGAGGUAACAGAAGAAGAAGACGCCGUGCUGGAGGAACAGGCUGAAGUGACAGCUUUUUUGGACGCUGUUGUCAACACCUCCGUGAUGGAAGCUCUGGAGCGGUUCCUGGUCGAUCGCGAUCUGAUCAAUGGAACGCUGCGUAGCAACUUGGAGCGCAUUUGGUUCACCGUUUACUCUAGAUAUGGAACUGUCCUCGGCACGUCCGGUUUUGAACACGUUUUCAUUGGUGAGCUCGACGCUGGGACGGUAGGAGGCUUCCACAACUGGAUUGUCUUCUACCGAGAAGAGCAGAACGGCAGGGUCGACUAUCAGGGCAACAUACACUUGGCUAAUCUCUCCUCUUCGGGUUAUGUACUGACAAAUCGUUUCACUUGGCACAACACAAGUAAGCCUAUCGGUGGCGGAUUUUUUGGACCGUCUCCCGAAUUUGAACUAGCGAUAUUCAGCCUAUGUUUCUUCGUGCGGCCAAAUACGUUGUGUCCCGUUCAAAUUAACGGAGUUCAGCUCGACAUUCAAACUUACAACUACUAUGGCAAACAAUUGGUUGGAACUGCAUAUCCCAUCGUGACACAAAAUAUGAACAAUUGAACUUCAAGGUUGGAAUUUAACCGGCACUAAAAAAAAAGAUUAAAAUUCGAUCGCUCCUCCUGCAAGUUAUUGGUUAAUCCUAUCCUUCGCUUCCAAUGCAGUUUACAAGCUACCAGCAGAAGAAUAUUUAGAGGGCGAAUGAAGCAGUGAAGCUGCGCACCACCGGACCGAUCGUGAAGCUGCGCACCACCGGACCGAUCGUGAAGCUGCGCACCACCGAACUGAUCGUGAAGCAGGGCACCACCGGGCUGAGUGCUACCUUUUUGAACAGUUAAUUAUCACCAGAAAUUACCAAUUAAUGAAGGGACGUGCACACUCGGCGAGGGUAGUGCGGGGAGGCGCUAUUACAUUCGAAGACUUCGCUGAACUCCGGCAGUUGUGCCAAAACUGCGCUCAACCUGUAAUAAAAAUGUCUCUUAAAAGAGUACUAUUAACAAGUAGUGAAUAAAAAUUCUAUAUACGCUAAAUCAUGUUCGGUAUUUGUAACACGAUUCAUGUUCUAACGCGAUUUAUAAGUUAAUUUCAAAUGAAAUAUCCAUCUCACCUGGGAUGUCCUAGAAGCGACAAAUUACAUGUUCUUUCAAUAUCUUCCCUUUGUGUGGUUGUAUUCGUGCACAGACUCUGUAAAAAAAUAAAAUACUGUAUUUUAAAGCUCAAUAUUUUCACAGGCACUAAUCAGCGGUUCAGCUUACGAACCUAGACACCAAAUUGGGGGAUAAGAAUUUUACAGCAAAUCAAUAUUUUCAUUGAAUACUGAUGUAUAAUCAAUAACGUAUACAAAUGUAUAUUGAAUGUAGUGAAUUCUAAUGUAUUUAAAAUAAAGUUUAUUCUUACCCCCGCGUAAGACAAGAAGAAAAUAUGUGUGGUAUUUAGACGCUCAAAACUCGCGGCUUGAGGCUGGGGUUCACGCUUCAUCAGCGACAAGUACGCCUGUACAAUAGAAAUAAGUUCCAUGACAAUUUAAGAUCCGGGUUCCAUAUUAAUGGUAGCAGUGGAUUACCACUGCAAUGGAUUAUUAAUGAUAGCAGUUCAUAUAUCUUAUGUAUUGCAAAAAUGUAACUCUUUCGUUUUUAACAUCACAAAUUAGAAUUUUUGAUGAAGUCAAAAAUUAAGCUUUAGCUUUUACCGUAUAGAAGCUUCCAGUAUUAAAA